Messenger RNA from Gallus gallus (chicken), 4672 nucleotides. RefSeq names its product PMS1 homolog 1, mismatch repair system component (gene PMS1). The record is from RefSeq and is a predicted model, not a curated record. Gene Ontology annotation, molecular function: ATP binding; mismatched DNA binding; ATP hydrolysis activity. The coding region runs from base 1596 to 4418 and encodes 940 amino acids. NCBI's taxonomy places the organism in Eukaryota, Metazoa, Chordata, Aves, Galliformes, Phasianidae. The transcript is spliced from 13 exons. Gene Ontology annotation, cellular component: MutLalpha complex. Gene Ontology annotation, biological process: mismatch repair.
GAGGCGCGCCGGCGGUUACCGGGUGCGCAGCCGCGGGGCGGCUUGUCCGGCUUCGGGAGACGCGGAGGCGCGGCAGGGCCGGCCCUGCUGCUCGGGGUGCCCCCUCUGCGCAGCACAGGGUUGUAAUAGCGUGGAGCUGAAAUACCAUCUCUGGGGCACAAAAUAACCAGGGCUUGGAUGCGUUCCUGCACAUACCGAGUACCACCUGCCAGAAUCCCGGACAAACCUAGAGAUCCGGCACCCUAUUUUGCCCUCAUCCUUGCUUGCUACGGGUGUUCUGAUCUCUGUGCAUGCGUGCUUCUAUGUUGAUUUUCCCGUUUCUGACACAACGAGCCCCAGAAGUGGUACCCAGGAGGCAGCAGGCGUGGCUGUGUGCUGCUCGCACCCACUGACCGUGUGGUUUGGGACCAGGGAACAGACUCAGUGCUGCUUCCUCUCCCUAAGCCCUGCAUCACACACAGCUCGUAGAGCAUUUGUCUCUGUGUUCUGCAGCGUUUUUGUUUUCAGCUCUUCUCUCCCUUUUGUCAGCAUCUUUUCACAGAGAUACCCGGCUCCAGGCUGGCAGUUGUCAGUAAAUCAUCAAGCACUUUGUGCGGGAGUCCUGUGUGACGUGUGGAUGUGUGCAGAAGCUGUGUGUAUGAUUAACACUGGCCUGUAUUCAGCAGUGCACCUCAUCCCGUGUUCCUUUGACUGCUCGGUGGAAAACUGAUUUGUCAGAUCAUCUUGCCACGCUGGAAGGGCAAAUUCUCUUUGGAAUGUAAACACUAUGUGUAAAAAUUCUGCAGGUGUUCACAGAAAAGCGCUCAUUCUGCUUCCUCUUCAAACACUGUAGGCUGAGUUUAUUUGUUUUGCCCAAGUAGCCGUGUAUUUGCUUGGCCCUUUAUGCUGAGUGGUGCUUCUGAGAGGGCUCUCCAGGCAGAGAAGUGCUGUGUGCUUGUUGUGCCAGCAGCACAAACCCUGCAGGAUAGUCCUGCUCUGGAGGCUGUCCGCACUGCCCUGCCUGCACACCUUCCUGCUAUCCUGGCUGGGUCUGCUCCAUUCCUCCCCACGUGCUCGUAGCCUCGGGCUGGAUGCUGAUUGUGCAGUGAGAGGACCAGCCAGGCAGUCCUCCUCCAGGUUGCUUGAAGGGAUGCAAUAGGAGGCCGGUGUUGUGGUCUUUGUUUGCCUUUCAGUACAAAUAAUGGUCUUGCCUGUCUCCCAGCAGGGGGCUGUUGGGUAGAAAAGCAAGGUAUUCUUUGAAGGUCAGGGUGCUACAGUGCUCAAACCAUUCUUGAGAUGUAAAGAGCUGGUCCUGGUCUUUUUGCCAUCUGUCUCAUAUGUAUGAAAGACAAGGGAUGAGUUCUUGGUGUCAAUACUACAAGGAUCAGCAAAGACUUCAGUUGGAGAUUGGUUAAUUGGGCCUAUGUACAUACUUAAUGUUUAAUACCUGCAAAAAUUUGCAGAUCCACUUACAGUCUUCAUGGUAGAGUGUUACCAUGUAUAACACAGCUGGAUUUUUAUAGCCCUUUGUAACUGUUUCCAUUGAGAAGGGCAUCUCUAUUGCCUUAUUGUAGUAUGGGGCAUCUCUGUUUUCAUGUGGAAUACACAGGAAUCAAAUGACUCAUCUGAGAGCACACAGUAAGUCUGAUAAGAAAGCUUCUGAUUAUAAUCUCACUAUGAAGCAGCUGUCAGCAGAAACCAUUCGUCUCCUUUCCAGUUCUCAAGUGAUUACAUCAGUUGUCAGCGUGGUGAAGGAGCUGAUAGAAAACUCCUUGGAUGCCAGUGCCACUACUAUUGACAUUAGACUGGAGAAUUACGGGUUUGACAAAAUAGAAGUAAGAGACAAUGGCAAUGGAAUCAAGGUCGCUGAUGUUCCUGUUAUGGCAAUUAAACACUACACCUCAAAAAUAAGCUCUUCUGAGGAUCUUGAAAGGCUGACAACAUAUGGUUUCCGUGGGGAAGCCCUGGGAUCAAUUUGUUGCAUAUCAGAGGUUUUGGUCACAACUAGGACAGCUGAUGAUGAUAUCAGCACUCAGUAUGUUUUGGAUAGUAGUGGGCAUGUAACGUCCCAAAAGCCUUCCCAUCUUGGUCAAGGUACAACAGUUACAGUCCUCAAGUUGUUUAAGAAUCUUCCUGUGAGAAAACAGUUUUACUCAACAAAUAGAAAAUGUAAGGAAGAACUGAAAAAAGUCCACGACCUCCUGAUAGCAUAUGGCAUCAUAAAGCCAGAACUGAGAAUAACCUUUGUACAUAAUAAGGCAGUUAUUUGGCAGAAGAACAGGGUGUCAGAUCACAAAAUGGCCUGUAUGUCAGUUCUGGGAACAGCCGUUAUGGGCAGUAUGGUACCUUUUCAACACUGCUGUGAAGAUCCUGAGAUAAAUCUUUCUGGAUUUCUUCCAAAAGCUGAGUCAGACAGCUCUUUGACAAGUCUCUCAAGCUCAGAACGGAGUUUUAUUUUUGUAAAUAGUCGUCCAGUUCAUCAGAAGGAAAUACUAAAGUUAAUUCGACAGUACUACAGUGUGCUGAUGCAAAAGGACAGCACACGCUUAUACCCUGUGUUCUUUCUGAAUAUUACUGUACCUGCCUCUGCUGUGGAUGUGAACGUAACGCCUGAUAAAACUGAAGUUCUGCUGCAGUAUAAGGAGUCUGUCUUACUUGCUGUUGAAAAUGUGUUGAAAUCUUUGUAUGGGCCACUACCUGCUACGGUCUCUGGUGAAGCUAAUAAAACAGAUGUUACCUCAGAAGACAUGUUUGUUCACAAAGCAGGACAAACAGAUGUGGUUGUUAAUGAAAAGGAACCAUCUGGAAACAAUGAUCUACAUGCUCAUACUUCAUUCCUUUCAUUCAACAGUGAUGUGCAAAGUUAUCAAGCAGGAAAAAACACAGAGAUCUGUUUAAACCAUCAGAUAUUCUCUGGUGAUACUGUACAUAGUUGCCUAGAAGAAAAAGAGGCUUCUAAGAAUGAUGCCUUUCAAGAAGGUUCCUUACAGUUAUUGUGUGAGGAGGAGCAGAAAGGGCAAAAUACAACUGGUAUUCCAAGUAACAGUGCUCCUGUAGAUCCUGGUUCUAAAGAAGAAGGUGGAUGCCUUUUGAGUUCUGAUAAUGCUGAAGAAGCCUUAGUCCCUGAAGACUUACCUGAAAUCUCUGCUGAUAAUUGGAGUAUGGGAAAUGCAUUUAAAAACUCCUCAGGAGACAACCUGGAACCUGUGAAGGUUUUAAUUCCUGACGCUGGAGGAGCAAUUAAUAAGCAAAGUGAACGUAGCGAUGAACAAAGCCACGAUCCACAAAUCCCAGAUCCAAGUAUAAGGAAAACAAAUGUAAUAGAUGAGAAAACAGGACACAUAACGGCUUAUGACUUAAUUAGUGGUCGAAUAAUAAGGAAAUCAAAGUCUGCAUUUGAACACUUCAUCCAAGAGUAUCGUUCAAAAUUUGUUUCUGAAAAUCCCAGGUGUAGCAUGAAGGACAUCCUAUUGAAAAUUGAAGAGCAGUGGAAGAAUUUAAAUGAAGAAGAAAAGCAAGAGUAUGAACUAAAAGCUGCUAGAGACCUGGAGCGGUACAACAGAGAGGCUAACAAAGCUAUGCAGCAAGCAGCACGCAGACCUGUAAAGGAGAACGAAAGACAGAAGCCCAGGCUGAAGGCUUCUCUUCCCAAGCAGCAGAAACUUGACAAAAUGUUGUGUGCUCAAAUUGAUAAGAAACCAAAGAGUAAUCAGCCUGUGAAGGUUGUUACAGUGCCUUUUUCUCUGAGUGCCUGUAGACCUCAGUUUCAGAGGCAUGAGAAGAGUGAUUCAGAUAAGCAUGAGCUUUGCCUGAUCCGUCGCCAGAGUUUUCCUGAUAUCUGGAUAUUUGCUACUGAAAAAAAGCUAAUGUUGCUGAAUCCAUAUAGAUUGGAAGAAGCCCUGCUGCGUAAAAGAUUGCUGAUGAACCAUAAGCUUCCAGUAGAGAAACUGGAGAAGCCAGUUGUGUUAUCAGACAGUCUUCUUGGUGAAUCUCACUAUAUGGAUGUUCUUCAUAAAAUGCAGAAGGAUUACCAGGGAUUAAAUGGAUUGAGUUAUUUGUCAGAUCCAAGGCUUGUAGCAAAUGGCUUCCAGAUAAAAGUGAUAGAAGGUGCUUCAGCUACAGAAAGCCAUAUGGAAAUAGAAGGAAUGGCUAAUUGUCUGUCGUAUUAUGGCAUUUCUGAUCUGAAAGAAAUUCUGAAUGCAGUGGUUAAUAGAAAUGCAAAGGAAGUGUAUGAAUGUAGACCUCUCAAAGUGAUAAACUACUUGGAAGGAGAAGCAGUGCGUUUAGCUCGGCAGCUGCCCUUACAUUUGUCAAAAGAAGACGUAGAAAACACAAUUUACAGGAUGAAGCAACAGCUUGGAAAGGAAAAUAAAGGCUGUGUUCAUGGUCGUCCUUUUUUUCACCACUUAACAGAUAUUCCAGAAGUUAACAAGCCAUAACUCCAAGGAAAUUAUUCAGUAAAUGGAACAUUUUGUUUGGGAUCGAAUUUCUCUUGCUUCAUUUUGAUCGUUAUUCUGUAACUUCAGUGUGUUUUGUGUAAAGUUUUUGUAUAAUGACUUUUUGCUAUCAAAGUUCUCCUUGAUUUUUUUUUCUAUUUAAGUUCAAAUGCUACUUGAGAAAUGGAAAUAAAUUAAUAUUGUACAGAAAAGCUCCACUAUUUUUUUAAAAGAAUUUAUUAAAGGAAUGUUCUCAA